Messenger RNA from Cololabis saira (Pacific saury), 2386 nucleotides. RefSeq names its product cilia and flagella associated protein 97 (gene cfap97). The transcript is spliced from 5 exons. The record is from RefSeq and is a predicted model, not a curated record. The coding region runs from base 158 to 1471 and encodes 437 amino acids. Gene Ontology annotation, biological process: spermatogenesis. Lineage: Eukaryota; Metazoa; Chordata; Actinopteri; Beloniformes; Belonidae.
ACCACGUAGCUGCAUCAGGCUAGCAGCGAAUUUGUAUUUUUUUCACGAUUUAACACUUCUCAACGCAACGCGUCUAGUUGCAAGAAGUGAAGGAAUCUCUGAGGAAAUAUGAGUUGUGCUUGUCUUCGGCAGGUUGUUUGUACUUGCAAAGGCUGCAAUGUUAAAUCCGAGUGAACUGCACGGUGAAGUGGAUCACUCGUUUUUUGACAGUGACUGUGAUAACAGUGAAGAUGGGGGUAAAAGGAUGGAGAAAAAUGUGAAGGCUAAAAAGCAGAACCCUACAAGUCAUACUGGCAAUCCUGGGGCUAAUAUACCCCAAAAGAAGCAAGUGCAGAUCAGCAAGAACAUCAGAGCACCUGAUGUAUCCUCUGUUUCCAGUGCUUUAGGUAAAGCCACAAAGGACAGUGAGUAUGGCUCUUAUUUGCAUUCUAAAAGCCUCAGUGGAACAAAUGCAGCUUUGUUGUCAAUCACACAAGAUGCUGAUUGUGUCUCUAACAAUAAUCCAGGUGAGAUGGAAGAAAAUGCCUUAGCAUCAAGAAAGAGAAACAAACAGUCUCCUAAAAAACUGAUAAGCAAUCGUCACCUUCAAAGUCCAUCUCCCACCCCAACUCAGUCCAGUGCAGACAGCUUCUGUAGCAGUAGAAACAGUGAUGUGGAGCCUUACAACCAUCCCAAAACCACCAAAUCUUCACGUCCUGGAAGAGGAAGAGUGGGGUCGGCAGGAUCUCAUAAUUUGCCUAACACUAGUGCAAAUGAAUCAGAUGACAGUGCAACAGAUGUAAGCCCCUCAUCCUCCCCUGGAUCCAGUCCUUUGCAGUUGCCAAAGCUGACCCACACAGACUUUGAAGAGGAAAGCCAUCAGGAACAGCAGCAAGAGAGUGCACCCUCCAGUGGCCUUGGUACAAUCCACAUGGAUGAAGUUUCCAUCAGUUUAGGAUCUCAGCUUGAUCAUAAACUGGUUUUCCAUUAUCCUGGAGGGCGAAACAGGAAGAACUACUCAUUUUCCAAUGACGAGGUCUGCCGCAUAGAUCGAGAGAAUCAGCGACUUCUUCGGGAGCUGUCACGAGUUUCUCCAAGCCACAGAGCAGGAAGUGGAGUGGGAAAGAGAGCGCAUGUGGUCAGCAACUUGCCUCGGACUCUCCUCUCUCACAGUGCAAUUAAUAGGCAAAAAAAUCAGCAACGCAUCGAGCGGGAGAACCUGGCUAUCCUGAAAAAACUAGAGUCUGUGAAACCCACACCGGGCCUGCGGCGGUCAGAACAACUGUCAGACUACGAGCGCCAAAUAAGAUACCCUGGAGGUCGAUCAAAUCACCUUAAGUGUUCCAUCACAAAAGAAGGGAGAUCUCGUACCAGAACAUCCUCAGGUCCGAGGUCAGUCAUCUCCAGUGCUGCUUUCGCUGACACUGACUCCACUACUACGCCUGUACCCCGAUCUAAAAAACUAAACGCAGCCCGACCAGCCUGGUGCUGAGAAGCCAACUGGUUCCACGGAGGUAUACAACCAUGCAUACUCUCUUACGGAUAAUUAUUAUCACCCGGCAACCUAUCGUCCCUUUUUUUUGGAAUUUCAAGUGGAGUAACUGGAGAACUCUCGCGCGCCCACACACUGUGGAUUUGAACGGGUAACUUUUGUCCUGUAAGAUGGCUUUGCUACCAUUUUGUCCAUCAUUUCACCAUUUCCUUAGUUGUCUGAAGCAGCUCUACACGGAAUAUAUAUACAUGUACUGUACAGUAUAUAUGUAUAUAUAAAAAAUUAUAUGUAUAAAAAUGUCUGCUUUUUGAUUCCGAAAUAUAAUACAGCCAAUGUUCUAAUGUCAAAGCUUUUGAAAUCACUGCAGUAAUUUAACUCUGUCUUCUCAAUACACGAGCAACUUUGCAGUCCUUUAAUUGCAUUUUACAAGAAAUGUUUACACUUCAGCAGUUGAAAUUAUAAAUAUUGUGAUUAGGUCUGUUUUUAUCAAUUUUUUAUUAUUUAUGGUCCAAUUAUAUAUUUAGAAUAGUAAAAUGUUUUUUUAAUUAUUGUAUUUUUUUCCUUUGGUGUUAUAUUCAUGAUGCCACUUGUAAAUUUGAGAAUACAUGUCCAUAAAAAAUAUACGUAAUUAAGUAAGUUGCUUCUUUUAUAUCUGUUAGUACUGCCCCCUGGAAAUCAAAGUUGCAUCCACAGGAACCAGAUUAAUUCUUUGUAUCAAAGAGGAAAAUAGUUAUGUUAACAGAAUCUAAAAAAAAGACAAGAAUAGACACAUAUUGUUUAAGUUAUUGCUGCUAAAUCAUAAUUCAAGCCACUGAGUCAUGUUUUUCACUUUUGUUGUAUUCAGGCUUAGUUUUUGGUCAAAAUACUGAAAUGUUGCCCGUAAAUAUCUCACGUAUUCUUGUUGUGAGUUUGUAU